Molecule: messenger RNA, 3355 nt
Organism: Ornithorhynchus anatinus (platypus)
Lineage: Eukaryota; Metazoa; Chordata; Mammalia; Monotremata; Ornithorhynchidae
Gene: KCNMB2
Product: potassium calcium-activated channel subfamily M regulatory beta subunit 2
Exons: 5
Coding region: 1189-1896 (235 amino acids)
Biological process (GO): potassium ion transport; detection of calcium ion
Cellular component (GO): voltage-gated potassium channel complex; membrane
Molecular function (GO): potassium channel regulator activity; calcium-activated potassium channel activity
Source: RefSeq, a predicted model, not a curated record
CUGCCAAGAAGUACAAACAGUUUUUUAUUUUUUACCGUGGAAGCAAAUUAAGCAAGUGCCUCUUGUGUGGAAUCUGUUAACAGAUUCAGUUGAACGGGGAAUUUCUCUUGAGCACGCUUGAUUCGGGAAAACAAACAUCAUCCAAGGACAAAGUAGUCCAGCUGGAGGUGACUGAAGAGUCCAAUAUUUCCUUCUAGGAAUCAAAACGAAGAUGCACUUCCAAGUGAGGACCCAGAAAAGCACUACAUCUCUGCCUGCAGAAUUGGUAUUUUCCAAAGUAAAGGUAGAGCUGAAAGAAAAUAUGUCUCCCUGUUUACCUUUGCAUGCGUAGAAUGGAAGUGAAUGGAUUGGGAUUCGAAAGCACUACAAAACUAGAUCAAACUUGUUUGAUCUGUGGCCUGAAAAGAGAAGAUUAAAUUCAGUACCAAGAGUUUCCUUCACUCAUUCAUUAUAAAGCUUCAGUGCUAGAUCUCAGCUUAUACUUGCAAUGAGCCUUAGUCCGUGAGUGUGUCUGAUUUCUGCAUUGUUCCCCAACACAACCGGAAUUGACUAUUGCAACAUGAACAAUUUUGCGAAGACGACAUGAAAGGAAUUUAUCCUGAACCAAGCUGAAGUUUCCUGCUGUUCAUGGGAAUUACCAUAAUGUCCAUUGAGCAUGUGAGCUGUUCAGUCAGAGAAGGAUAUAUAAACAACAAUGCAGAGGGGAAGAGGAGUUUCACAAAAUGUGGAGAGAACAAGGGCUCUGUAAAAUAAAGUUUGAAUGUAGAAUCUCAGUUUUUUGUCGUUAACUUUUCUCAAUGGUGAUUCUCCAUCUCAAGCACCUGCCUACUAAUUUUAGGAAAAUUACUGGACAGUUGAGCAUUUUCCUAUGAGCUUCUGCUUCUCUUCUUUUUCUUUUUUUUUUAAUGAAAAUACCCUUGAAACUGCAAGAAAAGUGAAAGGAAGGGGAAAGAACUCUAAAACAGUUUUUGAAAGAGAAGAUUUAUGGAAACUUUCCAUUUGCAAAUAGGCUAUUUUUCCAAAGGUGAAAACAAAAGAAGCAUGUAGUAUGAAGGAAAAAUAUUUCUGUCAGAUCCAAUUGAAAUCUCCAUAUUGGAAACAACUGGUCAACUGUUGCUAAGGUCAUUCCGUCAUUCCUCAAAGAAUUCCACCAAAAGGAAAGGCACCUCUAGGCAAACAUCCUCUAAGAUGUUUAUCUGGACCAGCGGCCGGACCUCCUCAUCUUACAGACACGAUGAAAAAAGAAAUAUUUACCAAAAAAUCAGGGACCACGACCUCCUGGAUAAAAGGAAAACUGUCACUGCUUUGAAAGCUGGAGAAGACCGGGCCAUUCUUCUGGGACUGGCCAUGAUGGUGUGCUCCAUUAUGAUGUACUUUCUCCUGGGAAUCACACUCCUUCGUUCCUACAUGCAAAGUGUGUGGAUUGAAGAGUCUCAGUGCACAUUGCUUAAUGCAUCCAUCACAGAAACAUUUAAUUGCUCAUUUAGCUGUGGUCCAGACUGCUGGAAAAUCUCACAGUACCCUUGCCUGCAGGUCUACGUUAACCUAACUUCUUCUGGGCAAAAACUGCUACUUUACCACACUGAAGAGACGAUGAAAAUCAAUUCAGAGUGCUCCUACAUUCCUAAGUGUGGGAAAAACUUCGAAGAAUCCAUGUCCCUGGUUAACGUUGUCAUGGAAAAUUUCAGGAAGUACCAACGUUUCUCCUGUUUUUCCGACCCAGAAGGGACUCAGAAGAAUGUCAUAUUAACCAAACUGUACAGUUCUAAUGUACUGUUCCAUUCUCUCUUCUGGCCCACCUGCAUGAUGACUGGUGGCGUGGCCAUUGUGGCCAUGGUGAAACUCACUCAAUAUCUUUCCCUUCUCUGUGAAAGGAUCCAACGGAUCAGUAGAUAAAAGCAAAAAUUGAUGACAUUUUCUUUACAGCUCAAACACUGUUUUUCUCAUUCUUCACCAAAGAACCUUAAGUUUGUAACAUGCGAGUUUGCUAUGAGUUCCUAUAUUCUUCUAUGUAGAGCAAUAAUGCAAAAGCUGUUCUAUAUGCAAACAUGAUGGUAUUUAUUAUGCAGAAAAAGAAAACUGUUUUGUGUUGGUGGUUUUUCAUGAUCUUGUUUUUAUGCUGGAAAUGGUAUUUCCUUCUUUCCUUCAGCCAAACCAGGGCUCAGUUCAUCAUUUGCCAAGCUUUGGUAAAGAUGGUAGAAACAUGUGUCAGUGUGGAAUGUUCUGUGUUUGGGAACAUCAGAUAUCUUGAGUACAUUUCUGCAAUAUUUCUCAUUAUCUCAUUGUAUACUAAAGCUGCAGCCAAAAAAAAGUUUCAUUUUUUUACUCCUAACUGAGCUCUUAGCCAGCAAUGAGACCAGAAUACCUUACUGAAGGACAUUAAACAUUCUGCUAACAUAUCAAUGUUAAGGGAAAAGAGAAAAAAAAAAGAAUCCAGCCAACUAUAUAUUUAUAUUUUUUUUUACUCGCACCCACUUCAGAAUUUUUUUACUGGAUCAAACUAUAAAAGAAGCUUUAUAUUAAUUAGUCACAUCAUAACUUCUUGUUAAUCAAAUAGAAAAUGAACAUAACUGCUCUAGUUAAGAUUCUUAAUCAAUGAGGUGAUGACACUAACAAGAUACUACAUCACAAAAUCCAAUCAAAUAAUUAUAUCUUCAAUCCAAUACAGUCUAUGUCAUUGUAAUUUUUGGAUUGGGACUCUUCUCUCUCUGUUUUUUCUUUCAAUUGAGCUGUAAAAUGCCAAUAUGACCUCUGCAAAUUAAGCAGUGCUGGCUGGUUUGAUUUUUGAAUGGGGUCAAAUGUGGCAAACAGUGAUAUUGAUGUUUUAAAAUUGUUAUAUAAGUGAAUUAAUAUGUAGUCUUUCGUAUUGAAUGAGUGUAUUCUAUGGACAUUUUACAAUUGUGUGCACCAAAUAUAUGUUUUCUCUGCAUAUUUUAUUUUUCUAUUUAAUGUCCCCCUUUAUGUUCUAUUUUAUAGGCAGUCUGGUCAUUUUUCUUAACUUGAAUUUAAAGUAAAUAUCAUCCUAUUUAUGUCAUUGAGUAUAAUCAGUCUCUAAUUGAUUUCUCAAACCAAAUAUCUGGCUUUAUUUUUGAAAAAAAAAUCCCAAAAACAAAGAAGAAAAAAAUAACCAAUCUCAUCCACGUACAAGAACCUUUUUGUAAUGUAGCAUCAGAAACUUUCUAGUUCUUACAAGAUUUUACAAAUCACAGAAAUGUGAACAGUAAAAGGAAUCUCAUGAGAUGGAAAUUAAUCUGCAAUAUUGUAUUCCAUAGUAUGACUUUCUUACAAGAAUACAUCCCUACAGUAUAAACAGGGAUCCAAGUGUAUAAUAAAAAAUAAAAAAUGAACUAAAUAA